CACUGGCUUAGUAGGAGCCGGACCUCAGGGCAGAGGUUAGCCUCAGUGCUGCGACCCUCGGGGGAAGAAGAUGAACGGGACGCGGAACUGGUGUACCCUGGCGGACGUGCACCCGGAGGGACAGACCGCGGGCAGCGUGGACAUUCUCAGGCUGACUCUCCAGAGUGAACUGACAGGAGAUGAACUUGAACACAUAGCCCAGAAGGCGGGCAGGAAGACCUAUGCUAUGGUGUCAGGCCGCUCAACCAGUCAUUCUCUGGCCUCAGAGCUGGUGGAAUCCAACGACGGACAUGAGGAGAUCAUUAAGGUGUACUUGAAGGGGAGGUCUGGAGACAAGAUGAUCCAUGAGAAGAAUAUUAACCAGCUGAAGAGUGAGGUCCAGUACAUCCAGGAGGCCAGGAACUGCCUGCAGAAGCUCCGGGAGGAUAUAAGUAGCAAGCUCGACAGGGAUCCAGGAGGUUCUUUCCAUGAACAGGAGAUACAGGUGGUGCUAGAAAAGCCAAACGGCUUGAGUCAGAGUCCCACGACCCUGUGUAGCAGCCCGCCUGAGGCGGACAUCUGUAUAAAUGAAGAUGUUGAGAGCUUGAGGAAGACUGUGCAGGACUUGCUUGCUAAGCUACAGGAGGCUGAGCGGCAGCACGAGUCAGACCGUGUGGCUUUUGAGGUCACACUCAGUCAGUACCAGAGAGAAGCAGAACAGAGUCGUGUGGCCCUUCAGAGAGUGGAGGACAGAGCGGAGCAGAAAGAGGCGGAAGUUGGAGAGUUGCAGAGGCGCUUGCUAGGAAUGGAGACGGAGCAUCAGGCCUUACUGGCGAAAGUCAAGGAAGGUGAGACAGCCCUGGAGGAACUUCGGAGCAAGAAUGUUGACUGCCAAGCAGAACAAGAAAAGGCUGCUAACCUGGAAAAGGAAGUGGCUGGGUUGCGGGAGAAGAUCCACCACUUGGAUGACAUGCUUAAGAGCCAGCAGCGGAAAGUCCGGCAAAUGAUAGAGCAGCUCCAGAAUUCAAAAGCUGUGAUCCAGUCAAAGGACACCACCAUCCAGGAGCUCAAGGAGAAAAUUGCCUACCUAGAAGCAGAGAAUUUAGAGAUGCACGACCGGAUAGAACACCUGAUAGAAAAACAAGUCAGUCAUGGCAACUUCAGCACCCGGGCCAAGACGGAGAACCUGGGCAGCGUUAGGAUAUCCAAGCCUCCCAGCCCAAAGCCCAUGCCUCUCAUCCGAGUGGUGGAAACAUGAGCGGAAAGAGACGGAUGCUGCUGUUGCCGCCACCUCUCGCCUGCGGAGAAGCCCACCACCCCUGUAGGCUGUUAGCACUGGUGUUGACCUCCUUACUGUUCCCUGGCUGCACUCAGGGCUUGGGGUUCAUGUGUCCCGCCAUUUCCAAACUCCUGUCCUCUGUAUGCUGGGUGGAUGGAGGAUGGACAACCCCUCUGGGCGCUGUAGCCUUUUGGAGGACGGCAUCCUGCUGGCAGGAGCCAGGGCAGUAGUACCCUUAUUCCUGUAGUUACUAUUCUUCUCUAUAGCAGAGCCUCCCUUGUGUUGUAGCCUGGAGUGCAGCUGCCCCAGAAGCCAGGCCUUCAUCAGGUCGGGAGAGGUGACCAGAUUUACUUCAGCCCUAGAAGCUGGAGGCACAGAUGUCCACAGUGAUUGGAGAGUGUCCUGGGGGAAGGAAGUUUCCUCCACAAACACAGCUCAGUUCUUAGCAACAAACUGUUUUCUACUUGCUCCACCCUCAGUGCAUGCUGACCGGGUCUCCUACAGUUAGACAAUGCAGCUACCUGUCGUGGUCUGGUCAGAGUCAGUGAGCCUCGACUUUGACUGGAUGGCCUUGUCUUCCUGGGGAGAAGGGAAUGUCCAUUCAGGGAGUAGCUUUCAGCAGAAAGAUCCUCUACGGCCACGGACAGUUACAUGUGACUUCUCUCUGCUGUGAAGACUCCUAUAAUCUCUUAGGGUUUCCCCUAAGAUGCAGUGCAAGGUACACCUCAGUCUUCUUGACUCAGAACCUAAAAACUGUUUUCACUGGGUUUCAUCAAUCUCAGUGAAACUGAUUGUAUUUAUUUUGCUAAAUUAUUGGUGUUUUGCUUACAUCUCACUACAGAUUUAAUAGUAGAGCUCUACAGCCUUCUCUUUCAGUGUUUGCAUUUGCUCAACACUGGGAAAAUGUCACUCCCGCUGGACUUGUUGAUUUCAGAAUGACAUUGUUAUAAAUCUUUUUCUCUCUUUCCUCUGCCUGCUUUUUUCCUUUCCUCCUCCUAACCUGCUCUGUACCUCAGGAGGGACGUAUAUUUGUCCUGAGGUGUCUGGGUCUGUGUGUUGUUUGGGGAAAGAAGGCAAUCAGGACUCUUGGGGAGGGACUGAGUUCUUCCCCUAACCCCUCUGCACCCCUCUGCUCUGUAAUCUGUUUUCUUGGCUCUGAACGACCUGCCACUCAUCGUGUUCUGUUUAGGGCUCUUCCUACAGCCUCAAGAAGGAGGCACACAUCAGAAUGUGGCACUGUAGGACACAGAAAAAUUAAAAACAAACGUGGAUUAAGUCUUUAGGUUCUACCUGGCUCAAAACCAGAAGUCUACAUCUGUGUGUUUCUGUGUUCCAAGACUGGGCUCACGUGUGGCUUUGUCCAUAUGGCGUUCUGAUGUUCUUCACGCAGCUUCCUCAUUUGUGAAACAAGGGGUCAGAUCCGGUGAUCUCCAUGGGCCCUUCUAGUCCUGAUAUUUCUUUCUCUGUCGUAUUCUUUCUAUGGUGAAUUUAAUAAAUUAUGUUAAUAUGUCUCUUUGA
Equus quagga is the source of this 2776-nucleotide messenger RNA. RefSeq names its product tuftelin 1 (gene TUFT1). The record is from RefSeq and is a predicted model, not a curated record. Gene Ontology annotation, cellular component: intracellular anatomical structure; I band. The coding region runs from base 71 to 1237 and encodes 388 amino acids. Gene Ontology annotation, biological process: intracellular signal transduction. The transcript has 13 exons. NCBI's taxonomy places the organism in Eukaryota, Metazoa, Chordata, Mammalia, Perissodactyla, Equidae.